AUGAAAAUUUUAAUAGUUAAUGGAUAUGGAAAAUGUGUAAAAGGAUUCAGAAGUUCAGAACAUUAUAAAUAAAUAAUAAAAGAAGUAAUGCUAUGAACCAAUUUAACUAUAGGUAUUAACAGGCAAAAAAGAAAUGAUCGAUACAGAAUUAGAAUUCUUCUUUGCUGAUCGUGAUUCAAUUGAUGACUUUCUUUAUGAAAUAGACAGUUCUUUUGUGAGAGUUGAAUGUGGAAAGAUGUUUGAUUCAAUAGAUCUAAUAUUCUUUGAAGGAGAUGCAAAUCUUAGACCUUGGUCUCCUAAUGCUUACAAGUACUUGAUUUUAUUAAGGAUGUGUAUGAGAAGUAAUAAGAUUCUAUUUGCUUCAUCAUUUGCAAUGUAAGGCUUAGUCUUUUUGAUUGCAUCUAAUGUCGAAUGUGUACAAACUUACUCUACUUUAGUAAUUCUCAGUUAUAAAUGGACUAAAUGGUGGAUAAUUGGGAGAUCUCUCUAAAAUCAAGAAAUCUCUUAAUGAAAUAAGAAUGAAUGAUUUCUUUCUUGAUAAUGUAACAGGUGAUUUAUACAGUUUUAAUUAUGAUACUGGAGAAUGGGUAAGCAAAGGAAAUGCUGGAUUACAUAGUAGAAGAGCAGCUGAAGAAUUUAAAACUAUAGGCAAAUAUAUUGUUAAGGCUCCAUAAUAUAAAGUAUCUAGAAUGAAAGAAAUUGAUUAACUUUAUGUUUCAAAAGAAAAUGAGAUAGUGUGUAAUUUGAGAAAGAAUUCUAUGCAUAACUAUCUAUUUAAUGGUUUGCCUUUUGAAUUUGUGGUUCCAUUUAAGAAUUCAUGGGAUGUUCAUCCAUUUAAUUUUGUCAACCCAAAGAAGACAUUUUAAACAAUGGCUGAUUGUGAAAAAGGUACUCCAUCUUUCUUUACUGAUAGGACCCCUUGUGAUUUAAGUUACAGACAAUAUUGUAGCGACUUAAUUCUCUAUACGUUCUAAGUAUAAGGAAACAGUUCAAAUAAUGCGUAAUUUUAUGGGAUAUUAAUUAAGUAUUAUAAUAUUUUAUUGUAGCCAAAUUAUGUUCUGGUAGAGCACAAACAAUCCCUAUUGAAAUAGCAUCAAUUAAAUAGAAUGAUAAUGCAAUGGAUAUUUAUUUAGAACAUUUAGGUCGUAGUAAAUAUCAUAACUAAAAAACCAUUAAAUUUAAUGUUAUUACAGAAUUUCAUCAUGCAGGAUUUGCAGCUAAGAAAUCUAAUCAAUUAGAUGUUGUAGUCAAUAAUGCAAUUGGAAAAAGAAAAUUUAAAUAAACAAUUUAAAAAUUAAAUCCAAAAGAUUUGGACAGAUUAUUAGAUUAAGUAUAAAUUAAAAAUUAUUAUUUUUUUUUAGAAUUCUUCUCUGCCAUAUUAACCUCUUUAAAAUGAUUAAGAUCGUUAGCAUAGUAUAUAUAGUUCUUAACCACAAUAUAAUGUUGAGGAAUAACCUUUGGUUUUUAAUAAGACAGGUGCAGAGAUUAUUUAAUUUCUCCAUCCAUCUAUUGAUAAAUCUUUAUUUCAUGAAUCAAAACCACUUUGGGUUCCUGGUUAUUUGUCUCAAAGUAGAUUACAAAAAAGUUAAUUGUAAUAGAAAUAGAAUACCACAGGUGAAGAGGGUUUAUCUACACCUUUUUUGACAGAAUAAAAAUAGAUUACUACUCCGAGGAUACCAAGGACUACUUCAUAACAACAUUUUAGAGUGAUUUAAAAAGAUAAAUGGAUAACAAAUAAGAAUUUUAAAGUUUGA
Messenger RNA from Paramecium pentaurelia, 1754 nucleotides. Lineage: Eukaryota; Ciliophora; Oligohymenophorea; Peniculida; Parameciidae. The record is from the annotation of a GenBank genome assembly.